CUCAGUCCACUGUCUACCUGGCAAGUUGGAGUUCUUCUGAUGAGGGUCUGGAAUCUGGAUUUUUGGAUUUGAGGGGGAAACUUGAUGGAAGUGACAUUUAACUGUAUGGAUUAAUGUUUUUCUCUGGAUUAUUUUGCCUCAUUAUGUUGAUUGAAUAGUUUUGGAAAGUGCGUCUUCAUUCAGGUCACCGUCAGUGCAAUUGUUUUUCAGUGGUAAAUGGCAACGUGAGGAUUUGUUAAGCAGUGCAUGAGCCAAUCCAGCCCCUCUGCACCAUGCGCUUGGAGUGGCCCUCCCUGCGCUGCAGCCUCCUUGCGCUCCACUUACUUCUGGCUGAGGCGCGCUGGAGCGGCGCCUGUCCCACGUCGUGCGCAUGCUAUGUGCCGACGGAGGUGCACUGUACCUUCCGGUACCUGAGCACCAUGCCCCGUGAGAUCCAGCCGGCUGUGGAGAGGAUCAACCUGGGGUACAACAGUCUAUCAGUGAUAAAAGAAAAUGAACUGUCAGGGCUGACAAACCUGGAAUUGCUGAUGCUGCACAGUAACCUCAUCCAAGACAUUGAAAACAAGGCGUUCCACCAUCUAAAGGCUCUGCAGGUGCUAAAAAUGAGUUACAACAGAGUGAAGGAGCUUCGAAAGGAGACAUUUCAGGGCCUGGAUAAUUUACUGCGUCUCCAUAUGGACCAUAAUCGCAUUGAAUUCAUCCACCCAGAAGCUUUUUAUGGUCUGACUUCCCUACAGUUAGUGCAUCUCGAGGGCAACCUGCUCCAACAACUUCAUCCAGACACAUUCAUAACUCUGAGACACAGUCAGAUUUUCAAAUUUUCUUCCAUCAAGACCAUUUAUCUAUCGGACAAUCUAUUGUUCACUCUACCUUCUACUGUGUUCUCUGGCUGUUACCAGCUAGAAAACCUCUUUCUUAAUGGAAACCCCUGGUCAUGUGACUGUAGGAUGGACUGGUUUGCAGAGUGGAUGAAAAAGAAUCCAGGCAUCCUGAAAUGCAAAAGAGACAGAAAGUUUCCUGGAGAGCAGCUCUGUCCUGUCUGUGAAUCACCAGUUACCUCCAGAGGCAGUAAUAUGAUUCAUCUAGAUGCCUACACAUGUUCUAAGCCAUGGAUUCAUCCCCAUUUAAAACAGAAGAAUAUCACUAUGGAUGAGAACAGCUUUGCCCCAGUUUUCCCAAAGGAUUUUAUUGCUCCAAUAGGAAUGAUUGAAAUGAACAUUACAGACCAGUUCCACAAUGAUGCCAACAUAGCCUGUGUUGUACAGAGACCAACAGGGUUGGAAAAUUUGAAUGUAACCCACGGAGUGAAGGCUGAAGACGUUACAACACUUAUUGCAACUGUGGCCACAUCACUUGUUUGUAAUAUUGACUAUGAGCACAUCCGUCAGCUUUGGGGCAUUUUGGCCACUUACAGUGAUUCUCCAAUGACACUUGAGAGGGGGCUCCUCCUCGCUAUGCCACCAGACAUGAUCUACAAGUACAAGCAAGCAAGGCCAGCUAAUGAUGAAAUCUUCACAGAGAUUGAGGCAAAUAUUAAGGCAAAUCCUGCAUGGUUAAUGCAAGAUGUCAUCAGCUUACAACUAGACCGCACUACAACCACAUACUCAACCCUUCAUAUCAAAUAUUCGUCCAAUGUCGAAAUGAAUGUUGAAGCAAAUAAAGUAAGUAGAGAUCGAUACAGCUGGACUAUGAUCAAAAGGGACAACCAGACUAAGACAGAGUCUUCAGUACUUUCUGGUGGUCUGGCUGAACUGAACUGUCAAACCUACGGUGAUCCUAAACCCUCUACAGAGUGGAUAUUACCAGAUGGAAUCAAGGUGCGAGCACCAUAUACAAGUGAGGAUCAGAGGAUUGUAAUAGCAGACAAUGGGAAGCUUACUUUAAGAGCAGCAGAUAGCUCUGAUGCUGGUGUCUAUCGUUGUAUUGCAACCAACUAUCUGGAUGCAGAUGUACUUUCCUUUAGGGUUACUGUCUUGUCCCCAGAUGUUGAAGAGGAGGAAAUCAAUGGGGUUCAGCUUUUACGUUCAGUGGGUGAGAGCUUAUUCCUUGAUUGUGAAACAACAGGUAGCCCUCAAGCCUCUGUUCAGUGGAUAUUACCAGACCACACUGUUUUGGACAGGUCCUAUGGAAACAGGAAACUCUACCAAAAUGGCACUUUGAAAAUACAUGGACUGACUGAAAGGGACAGGGGAUUUUAUAGAUGCAUAGCUGCUAAUCAUAUUGGGGUAGAUUUGCUAGCCUCCCUAGUGACCAUUUCAAAUGAUGGGUCAAAAAGGGUAAGACUGAUAGAUUUAGAGGGGUCUGGUGAUGAUGUGCAGCCCAACACAGAGGAUCCACACAAGAACCACAGUGAACAUCUUUCCAGGGUCAGCCAAGAAUCAAGGACAGUUACUUCAGACCGACCAUAUCCUAGGCUCAGGUCCUCACUUCGCAGGGUACCAACAAUGAGAAGAGGUGGUAGCAGACACCCUGGGUGGACUAGAAGGGUGUUUGAUAAAACAUCCAGGAAAGUAGACCCAGAGAAAUUAGCAAACUUUAUUAAGAGGUCUCAAAAUAAUAAACAAGGAAAGGCUGCAGAUGGUGAGAUCAUUCCCUUGGAGGAUUCAAAAGCUCUUGGUGAUGAGACAGGUUCAGGCAAUGAAGGGAUUGAAGGCAACAUUUUCAGUCCAAGUCAUGACAUGACAAUUACAGGAAAUACAGAAAAUAAUUAUGUGACCAUCUAUGACCAGCGUGAGAACAAUCAGAAGAGUGGUGCUAUGAUCACAGAAGUAGUAAGAGAUGAUCCCAGCAAUUUCAUGACAACACCAGGGCACAUUAACACAAUUUCAACAGAUUCAUACUCAUACACAGAUGCCACCCCAGUGCAGGCUAGUGUCACCCUUGGCAACUAUGAAAUUCAAAGCGAUGAGACAACACCAUUUAUGGGUUAUACAAUUAGAUCUAGUGAUAGAAAGUUCUACAGUCCUGAAAUACAUACAUUCAAGCCUUUACAACCAGUAACUUUAAAAUUUACAGUUACAGAGAGCAUGGAUAAAAUGGAACUUCAAUUUUCUGGGGAUACACCAGAGACUGCAACAGAGAUCAUGCCAAAUCUUAAUUCUCAGAGCCUUAAUGUGACACGCAUGAUGGAUCGCUCAGCCCAAAGAGUGAACCCUGUGGUACACACAUCAACAGACCAUGAAAGCCAGACCACAUUUACAGCAGUCACAACAACAGAAAGAGAACAAGAUGAAAUUACUUUUCAUACUACUCAAAGAAUCAAGUCUCCCCGUCUCCCUCCUGGAUCCACCAUCAUCUCCCACCAGCAAAUACACAUUAUUCCUCCAAAUAAAAAACGUCCAGGGAGAAGACGUAACUUUCCAAGCAGACGCAGGUUUAUCCGACCAAACAAAAUUACAGACAUACAGUCCUUGCUAGACAAGUUCAAAAGACCAUCUGUAAAGCAUGAGGGUAAUGCCACUGUUCCAUACACAGUGGAGCUGACUACAGACUGUGAACUGUGUGGAGGAUUGUCUACCAUAAAGUCCAGAACAGUAGAAGAGCAAUCAGUUGUCAGACCAACCUCUUCUUUAAGAAAGACAGAAAUACCCAAACCCACAACAACACUAAGCACGCCAUUUGUUACUUCCCCAAAGAUGUAUACUACAUCAAGUUCACUCAACGUUGAGGCACAGUUGAAGCCUAAAGCUACCUCUGCAUUUGCCCCUGAGCAAGAGCCAACACAAGAUCCUAUGAAAGUAUCAACCACUGUUAUAGCUACAACCACGACCACUAAAUCUUCUAAAGUCAUACGAGGAAAGAUACCAUGGCACAAAUUAUUUGGAAGCAAAGAGAGUCAGCGGGAAAUUCUUAACAGACUUAGGAAACCAGCUAAACCAUCCACUACAACACAGAGCACAACAUCAGUCAGAACCAUGACCACAACACCACCAUCAAAGGUCACAGCUACCCUACCUACUGGAGAAUCAAUAGUAGCACCGAUGACUGCCUCUCCUCCCGUGGCACAAGAAAAUUCAGAGACAUCUUCUGAUGACAUAUCAGGUUCUUCAUCCUUCACAGAAUCACAAGCUUCUUUUGAUGUGAUAGCUUCAUUUACAACUGCCGGUCCAUUCAGCAAUUACCAUAAAACAGCUGUUCUGCACAGUCCUGCAACUACACCUACAUAUGGAUCUAGGUUAUCCACAACUACAGAGUCCCAAAUUACUCCAAUUCUACCAGCCCCACCAACAACUAGAACUAUGUCCAAGGAAGAUAGUUUGGAAUCAAGUACCUCCGGCUCUGAUCCAGGGGAGUCUGCACAGUUUGUUGGAAGAUCUUGGAGAAAUCGAAAGCCAGGAUUCCACAGAAGACGUUUCAGAGGAAGAAGGCCAAUAAAGAAAACAACGACACAAGCUCCAACUACCAGACUUACUACACUGGAAACCACCUCUCUUGUGCCACAGACAGAGUCAAGUUUGCACAGACCCUUGUAUACACCUGCUGGAGAGACAGUGAAAUCCUCCAAACCAUCUAUUACUAAGACUAGUAAAAGCUCUAACAGUGAAGAAAGGGACAACUCAGCCAAAACCACCAUUUCCCCAAAAAUCUCUACAACCAGUGAAUCCAUACCAACCUAUCCAACGUCAACACCAAGGCCAUACACUACGCCACAGUCCCAAAUCCGCAGUAACAAAAGAGGAGGUGGAAGGUAUCAAACACAGAGACCUGUAAUUAGAAGAGUAAGGCCAAAAGUGUCAGUGGGUAAACACACGGAUCAUCUAGAACAACCCAGACCAAGAGUUUCAUCUGCAAAGCACAAGGAUAGAUCUAAGGAUAGGAUAGGUAAUGGGAAGACAAUAACUUUUGACACAGUAACUGUUCUCAAAGCAGAAGAAAGUUAUAAGAGCACCUCAGUUCCAUACAACAGUGAUCUUGCCAACAGUCUUUCAAACACCUAUGAUGAAACUACAGUGUAUGACACUACACUAUCAAAUGCCAUUGGCUUGGAAUCAACCACAAUUGAUAUGAACUCCAAGCCAAGAAUUCUUGGGGGAAAUGCAGCAAGCUUUACAGUUGAUUCAAAUUCUGAUGCUUUCCUUCCAUGUGAGGUUACAGGCAACCCUGCCCCUGCCAUCAGCUGGAAACGAUUUUCCUCAAGUACAGGCAGUACCUUGACCAUUAAAGGCAAAAUGGGUAAAUUUGAAGUAUUCAAAAAUGGAACUUUGUUGAUCCAGAAUGCCAAUGUCAAAGACCGGGGACAAUAUCUUUGUCUGGCUGAGAAUGAUUAUGGCUCUGACAAACUCCUGGUCAUGCUGUCAGUGCUUGCUUAUCCCUCACAGAUAUUGGAACCAAAAGUCAGAGAGAUUAAGGUUCACUCUGGUGAAGCAGUCGAGAUGAGAUGCAAAACAGAAGGUAGACCAGUGCCUGUGGUGUCAUGGAUUCUAGCAAAUCGUACUCAAGUUAGGGGUCAAAACAAUGAUCAGGGCAGAGUAAAAGUCACCCCAGAGGGUACUCUAGUUAUCCAGCAGGUGUUUGUUUAUGACCGCGGACACUAUAAGUGCAUUGCUAGUAAUCCAGCUGGUGUAGACACAGCUACAGUGCGUCUGCAAGUGGUGGCAGCACCUCCUGGCAUCUUGGAGGAGAAACGGCAGCUUGUGAGGGUUGAUGCUGGACAGAGUGUGUGGAUUCCCUGUACAUCACAAGGAGACCCUCAGCCCACUGUACACUGGGUCUUGUUUGAUGGGACUAUUGUAAGAGCACAUAACACUCACUUAAGAGCAUUUGUAUUUCCUAAUGGCACUUUUCACAUGAAAAACCUGGAUAUUUCUGACAGUGGAAAAUAUGAAUGCAUCGCUACAAGUUCCACAGGGUCAGAGCGGCGAGUGGUCACUCUAUCUGUGGAAAAAACUGAAACUGCUCCCCAGAUAAAUGAAAUAUCAGACAGGCGAACAGAGCUGGAAUAUGGCGGUCAACUUCAGUUGAACUGCUCUGCAACCGGAAAUCCCAAACCUCGAAUUAUUUGGAGGCUUCCCUCCAAAGCCCUUGUGGAUCAGUGGCACAGAAUGGGCAGCCGUAUCCAGGUGCUGCAGAACGGCACGCUUAUCAUCGACUCAGUCAGUGAGAAAGACGCUGGAGACUACCUUUGUGUUGCUCGCAGCAAAGUUGGAGAUGAUCUACAGCUAUUGAAGGUCUCUGUGUCCAUGAAGCCAGCUAAAAUUGAACCCAAGGUUGUCGGCAAGAAGCAGGUACCAUAUGGCAAGGACAUCAAGGUAGACUGCAAGGCCUCUGGUGCUCCCAUACCAGAUAUUUCAUGGGGCUUACCUGAUGGUACAUUAGUAAACAGUGCCCUUCAGGCAGACAGCAGCAGAGGGAGUCGCUCCAAACGUUACGUCUUGUUUGAUAACGGAACACUCUACCUGAAUAAGGUGGGAAUGGACGAAGAGGGAGACUAUACUUGUUAUGCAGAGAACAAACUUGGCAAAGACGAAAUGCAUGUUCACAUCACUGUGGUAACGGCAGCACCUCGGAUUCGCCCUCCAAGGCUCACCUAUGCCAAAGUGAGGCCAGGAGGGAAUAUCCGCUUUGACUGUGAAGCCGUAGGAGAACCCAAACCAAAGAUCCUGUGGAUGCUACCCUCAAGUGACAUGAUUGCUGCAUCAAAUGAACGGUACUUGAUGCAUGUCAAUGGAUCUCUUGAUAUCCGUGAUGUGAAGUUAGUUGAUGCUGGAGAGUACGUCUGCAUGGCCCGCAAUACUGCAGGUGAUGAGAGCAAAGUGUACAAGAUAGACAUUGAUGGCAAUCCACCUGUCAUCAAUGGCUAUUACCAGAACAGAACAGUUGUGAAACAUACAGCACCAAAAUAUUCAAGGAAGCUUAUAGACUGCAAAGCAGAAGGGGACCCACCUCCUAGGAUCACAUGGAUAAUGCCAGACAAUAUCUUUCUCUCAGCUCCUUACUAUGGAAGCAGGAUAAACGUCCAUCCCAAUGGGACUCUUGAGAUCCGCAACGUUAGACCUACAGACACAGCAGAGUUCAUCUGUAUGGCCAGGAAUGAUGGUGGUGAAGCUGUUAUGGUGGUGCAGCUGGAGGUUACCAGCCAACUCAUGAGGCCUAUCUUCAAAAACCCUUUUAACGAGAGAUUGGUGACUAGACUGGGAAAAACGACAAUACUUAACUGUUCUGCUGAUGGACAGCCACCUCCAGACAUUAUUUGGACUUUACCCAAUGGUACCCAGCUUAUUGGUGGGCCUAGCAGAGGUGCUCAUCAUCACCUGGGCAAGGAUGGGACCUUUGUCAUCUAUAACCCAAGCAAAGAGGAUGCUGGGAAAUAUCGUUGUGCUGCUAAGAACAAGGUUGGAUAUAUUGAAAAGCUGAUUGUUCUAGAAGUUGGACAAAAGCCUUAUAUUCUGACACGACCAAGAGGGAUUAUCCGCAGUAUGUCUGGGGAACCUCUGUUCCUUCAUUGCCUCGCAGAUGCAAGCCCUCGUCCCACCAUCAUUUGGACCAUUCCAGGGGGUCAUGUCCUUAACCGUCCUCAAUCAGCUGGUCGCUACCAGCUAAUGGACAAUGGAACACUGGUCAUCUAUCAGACCAAGCUACAUGACCGAGGGAACUAUGUGUGCCGGGCAAAGAAUGAUGCAGGUGAAGCCAUGCUUACCAUACCUGUGGUCAUCAUUGCGUACCCACCCCGCAUCACCAAUGGACCCCCACCAACUUUGAAGAAAAUAUCAGGUAGUCCUGUACACCUUAAUUGCUUUGCUACUGGAAUACCAAAGCCAGAAAUCUCCUGGGAGCUUCCAGAUCGAUCAGUCCUCUCCACGGCUGGAAAAGGACGUCCAGCAGGCAGUGAGCUUCUUCAUCCACAGGGCACGCUCAUAAUCCAGAAGCCAACAGUAACAGAUUCGGGCCACUAUAAGUGCCUAGCAUCUAAUUACCUUGGCACAGACACCAGAACCACCUACAUGAGGGUCAUGUGAAAGAGACAGUAGUGGUCUAUAGACAGUAUAGACAAUUUUCCAUCAGACUGAGCAUGAGAUACUCUCUUGACAUUUUCCGCAGAGGUCAUUUAAAGAACGAGUUCCAAGUUUCUCUGACUUUACGUCACAUUGGUGGCAAGUUACAGGACAACAAAAAGGAUGAGGGUGCAGGACAGAUGUUGCAAUGAUUGCACCAUAGAUUUGUGACUUGUUGAAUUCUGGAGGCUCACAAAUGCUUCAUGUUUGUUGCUUUUCAUAGAGCCCAAGACAAACGCGCAGAGCUAGACUGUUGCAGUUAUUGCAGAUAAAGCUGUUAUUGUACAGUACAGUGUAAGAUAGAGUGCACUACUUUGAUUACUGUCAAACAUUUAUUGCUCAGUAGUGUUGUUUUACCAUGUAUUUUGAAAGAGUUUAUAUUUCUUUUCAUAGAUUUCUUUUAUAGCAUCUGUCAGUUGCAGUUGUGUUGUACAAUAUUUAAAAAGGAUAUAACAUUUUUUACAUGGAAUUAAUAUAUUUUGAUUGCAAAUUUCACAACACUUAUUCUAAUAAUAGCGUAUGGCUUUCCUUCCAUUAAUGUGUCACUAAAGAAACAAAUACAGCAUCUGUCUUGUGAUAAAUCAGGCAACGUGAAUGUGCUUUGCUCAUUUUCUCCAGAAACCCUGUUGUAUAUGUAGUGUAUGUGGCUUUCAUUCCAUUAUUUUUGUUAGCCAAAAGACAAACUCAGAUUUCUGAAGAAUAGAGCUUAUUUCCAGAUAUUUUUUCUUGUUUUGAGUUAUUUUAUAGAGAGAAACUGUCAUAUUCCAUGGCAGAUCAUUUCACUUGUUUUGAUAACUAACAAGAAACAAUGCUCAAAACAAGCCCAAUGAUAAAACUAGAAUAAAAUAAGACAGCUUAAAGCUAAGUUGUCAUUUUUUGUUGUGUAUAUCAUAUCAAUAUCUCUCAAAUAAGGAAAUCCUAAACUACUCAAUCAAAUCAAUGAAAAUAAUCAACUGCUUUGUCUGCUUCCAUGCUCAACUGGUAUACUGAGCGACCAAAGAUACAGGCACAGUCAAGCUAGAUGUAAACACUUCAUUGAACUAAUGAAAACAAAGGUUAUAGUUAGCUUGACAGCUAAGCUAAAUUGAUGAACUGGAAGUUUGAAUAACUUUGGUUGAAAAAGUUCCAUUCCCUGUUUAACAGCCUGCCCAGUUUCAGUUUUAAUUUCCCAAGUAAAAGCUCAAGCAAACUACUUGCCCUUAAUUUUUUAUAAUAAACAGCUACAUGUUUCAUA
Pygocentrus nattereri (red-bellied piranha) is the source of this 9225-nucleotide messenger RNA. RefSeq names its product immunoglobulin superfamily, member 10 (gene igsf10). The record is from RefSeq and is a predicted model, not a curated record. The transcript has 7 exons. Lineage: Eukaryota; Metazoa; Chordata; Actinopteri; Characiformes; Serrasalmidae. Gene Ontology annotation, molecular function: protein binding. The coding region runs from base 273 to 7955 and encodes 2560 amino acids. Gene Ontology annotation, cellular component: extracellular region.